Messenger RNA from Xyrauchen texanus (razorback sucker), 1918 nucleotides. RefSeq names its product spermatogenesis-associated protein 2-like protein. NCBI's taxonomy places the organism in Eukaryota, Metazoa, Chordata, Actinopteri, Cypriniformes, Catostomidae. The transcript has 3 exons. The record is from RefSeq and is a predicted model, not a curated record. Bases 64 to 1905 code for a protein of 613 amino acids. Gene Ontology annotation, cellular component: cytoplasm.
AAAAAAGUUUCCCCAACGCUCUUCAAAGCGGCUUGUGCGGGACGCUGAAGAACAUUGAUCAGGAUGAGUUCUGUUGGACAGAAAAUCAGAGUGGAUGAUCUCAUCCAAAAGUACCACACCAACUUGGAGAUCCAGCUUAAAAAGGGUGAUCGAAGUCUAGUAUGCAUAGAUGAGCAACUUUGCAAGGAAGUAGAGAUGCUUCUUACCAAAGACAAUGCCCAGAAGACAUUUAACAUAUGUGGGGUAGAUCCUUUGACAGUGAUGGAAAACUCACUCCGAGCAUUGCCUUUUAAAACUGGCCAUUUGGGGCUUGAGAAACUUUCCAAGGCCUUUGGAGUGUUGGAGCUUGCUGCGUUAAACCUCUACCUGUAUCCGUGGAGAAGGGAGUACCGAGUUGUGAAGAUGUUUUCAGGAAUGUUCACCCAUUCCAUCAAACCUGCCUUAACCCUACAGCAGGCUAAAGAGCUGUUUGGGUUGCUUGGAUAUCAGCCUUCAGGUCCUUCUGAAGAAGAAGAGCUUAUACUCCACUCCAAACUAGUUCCUGCUGAUUCCUUACUCAACCUGGCAUGUGGCUUCUUCACUGCUCGUAUGGAGUGCCAGCUACUACAUUCCACCUUGGGUGCUCUGGACAGAGGUGCAGAGUGGGUUCUUCAACUAAUCAAGGAGAGAAAGAGUGGCCACAACCUUCAGGUAGCAUUGGAAAACAUCAAAAGGAAGUUAGAGGCUUCCCAUUCUUCAGGUAUGAAUUUAGAUCUGGAUCUUUACACCGAUAAUGAUUUGGUGAGCAAUGUGCAGGCAGAUGCUCCUCAAAUGACACCCACUUCUUGUUUGCUAACUCACUCUUCGUAUAUGCAACCAAAGGAGACCCCCCUACUAAGCAACCCUCUAUACGGUGACUCGUUUCAGUCAGACAGUGUGAGUAAUGAAGAUGCUAGCCAAGGAAGAGCACUCUGUGUCUCAACGCUUCAGUACCAGAUCAACAACCCCACAAAUCAUGUCUCACCUCUGCAGAUUCCAGGACUACUGGAAAGCUCUGGUAAAGUUCAAAAUGAAGGUUAUACCCGGAGACAAGGCACAGAUGUUGGACCAGUGAUGUGCAGCUGUAUUACACCAUCUUGUUUGUUUAUAUAUCAGUGUGACCUGUGCAAAGAUAUUCACAGUUCACUUUGUGAACAUUAUAAUGAGUGCAAAAAGAAAGGGCAUACUUUAGCACUGUGUCAAGACAAAGUUGGACAACAACAGAAAAUGAAUAUGCAACAAGACCAGCAUAAACCAGGCAAAGAAAAAGAUUCUCUGAAAAAACAUUAUUGUAUGAGCAAUUCAUUGUCUGAGACCUUUUUGGUGUGCUACACCUGCCAGUUAAUCCACGACCAGAGCUGUACAAGAGUUAAAUCAUGCACAAUGCAAUCUCACAACAUGUUGCCCACAGGAAAAUUACAGCUUCCUCAAGGAGAAAGAGCCAAUGCUCCAAAGAGGCACGUGUGUCUAACUGCAGAUUCUCCAGUAUACGUAAUCUGCAACACCUGUAACGACUCCCAUGAUUGCAUAUGUGGACAUGUGAAAAAUUGCAUUAAACUCGACCAUGAUGUGCAGUACCUCCAAGAAUCGGGUGAUUCAGAAACACCCGAUAAGCCAAUCUCAUAUCACCAGUGCUACACUGCUAAUCAGCAUUGGCCUGAAAUUGUAUGCCUCUCUUGUAAUGUCUUUUGUUUCUCCGGCUGUCCUGAUGGAAGGCAGUGCUCUCAAAAACACAAAAUACGACAACUCAAAACUAAAUGCGUCAAUUGCUCAGAUUCUGAGCUCUUCAUCCUAUGCAGGUAUUGCUGUGAUGUGUAUUGCAAAAAGUGUUGGUUUAAAAGUCCCAUUUUGUGUAAAUGCGGAAUGUCUUUUAACUCCCCUGUUUAAUAACACCUGUACU